UGAGUCGUUAGUUAUCGUCCCGGUAGCGAGACCUCCUCUCCACCGUCUACUUCCCCUCCGUCACGCCACGAUCCUUAGGGUUCCUUCUCACAGUUUCGUUCGGAUUUGAAAUCCUCUCACUUUCGAUCCAUCUAGCAUCCUCCAAAUUGGUAAGUUUCGUUUAUUUCUCGUCAAUUUCUUCCGGAAUCGAUUUAUCUACGUGUGAGGAUGUGUUUCUGUGCUCACGCUAUAUUCAGAAUAGAAACAAAUAACCGAGUUUGAUCACAAGCGCAAGUGCAAAUAUGUCUGUCACAGCGGGAGUGAGUGAAGCUGCACUCGCUACACGCGCCAAGCUACGAGGUGGGAUUGGCCAGACCAAAGUGAAAAGAUACUGGCCCGGUAAAGCUCCCGAGUGGGCCGACGAACCCGAGGAAGAUGAGGAUGUUAGGAUGCAAAAGGUUGACGCUUUAGAUCGAAAGCAUGAUGAUUUAGCUGUUGCUAGAAAGGAUGACCCAAGACUGCGUCGUUUAGCUCAGACUAGAGCUGAGAAUCGUGAAGAAGUUAGAGCUGAUCAUCGUCGCGUUAGGCAGGCUGAGAUUGUGUCCACCGAAGAAGAAGAGUUGAGGAAUCAAGAGGAGGAAGAAGAUGAGGAUGCGUUGGAAGAGAGGAGGAGGAGGAUCAGAGAGAAGAAUCUCAAAAGAGCUCAAGAGGAGGCUGACUUACUCCCCGUGGAGGAAGAAGACGAGGUGGAAGAUGAAGAAGAUGAGGAAGAGGAGUCUGAGUACGAGACUGAUUCUGAGGAUGACAUGCCUGGUGGUAUUGCAAUGAUCAAGCCUGUCUUUGUGCCUAAAGCUGAGAGAGACACUGUGGCGGAGCGUGAGAGGCUUGAAGCUGAAGAGCAAGCGCUCGAGGAGUUAGCAAAGAGGAAGCUCGAGAUGAGGAAGCUCGAGACGAAGCAGAUAGUGGUCGAGGAAGUGAGGAAAGACGAGGAGAUACGCAAGAACAUGUUACUCCAAGAAGCGAACAUCGGAGACGUGGAGACGGACGACGAGAUCAACGAGGCCGAGGAGUACGAGGUCUGGAAGACGAGGGAGAUCGCUAGGAUCAAGAGGGAGAGGGACGCGAAGGAAGCGAUGCUGAGAGAGAGGGAGGAGGUUGAGAAGCUGAGGGGAAUGACGGAGCAGGAGAGGAGGGAGUGGGAGAGGAAGAAUCCUAAGCCUUCGUCAGAUAAAGCGAAGAAGAAGUGGAACUUCAUGCAGAAGUAUUACCACAAGGGAGCUUUCUUCCAAGCGGAUCCUGACGACGAGGCGGGGUCCGUGGGCACUGAUGGUAUAUUUCAGCGUGACUUCUCUGCACCGACGGGUGAAGAUAGGUUGGAUAAAUCGAUUUUGCCUAAGGUUAUGCAAGUCAAGCACUUUGGUCGGAGUGGGAGGACUAAAUGGACUCACCUUGUUAAUGAGGAUACAACAGAUUGGAGUAACCCGUGGACUUCUAAUGAUCCUCUACGAGAGAAAUACAACAAGAAAAUGGCAGGCAUGAAUGGUCCUAUUGAGAAACCAAAGGGGAGCAAGAAGAUGAAAGAUUGGGAGAAAUAAACAAAGUGCGUAAGCUCUUGGACAAGAGACAUGCGGUCGUAGGAGCGUCUUUUGUAUUGGGAUCAAUCAAGAUAGCUUUUUUAUGAUUCUGCUUGUAUCACGAAAGCAUUUCUUAUUUUCAUCAUCUAAACAUUAUGAUUUAUGAAUACAUUAAAGAAUCCAACUUUCA
Molecule: messenger RNA, 1743 nt
Organism: Brassica napus (rape)
Lineage: Eukaryota; Viridiplantae; Streptophyta; Magnoliopsida; Brassicales; Brassicaceae
Product: microfibrillar-associated protein 1A-like
Exons: 4
Coding region: 282-1574 (430 amino acids)
Biological process (GO): mRNA splicing, via spliceosome
Cellular component (GO): U2-type spliceosomal complex
Molecular function (GO): RNA binding
Source: RefSeq, a predicted model, not a curated record